AUGGCCGCCCCCCAGGAUGCGGUGGUGACGGUGAGCGGCUCCGUCCAGAAAUUCGUCACCAAGAAGAAGAAGGUGCUGAGUGCGGAGGAGGCCGAGCUGUCCGAAUUGGCGCAGGCGGCCGGGAUCGUCAUGGAUCAGGAGGUCUUCAAAAUUCUUGUGGAUUUACUAAAGAUGAAUGUGGCUCCUUUGGCUGUUUUUCAAAUGCUGAAGUCUAUGUGUGCUGGGCACAGACUCACAGAUUCUGUGUCUACUGAGUCAAGUUCUCCAUCAAUACAGGCAACGCAUAUAGAAACAAGAGGAAAAAACAAGCUGAAUCCUUCAAACACAAGCCAAGGACAAAGUGAACGAAGCAGCAGAGAAGGUUCAAGUCAGAGAGUGCCUCGCCAACCAAGUGCCAGCCGCAUGCAGAAAAGCAGCAGCUCAGGAAAAAGCAGUGGAGGGAGCAGUACAUAG
Staurois parvus is the source of this 453-nucleotide messenger RNA. The record is from the annotation of a GenBank genome assembly. Lineage: Eukaryota; Metazoa; Chordata; Amphibia; Anura; Ranidae.